Messenger RNA from Peronospora farinosa, 2748 nucleotides. The record is from the annotation of a GenBank genome assembly. NCBI's taxonomy places the organism in Eukaryota, Oomycota, Peronosporomycetes, Peronosporales, Peronosporaceae.
AUGACAACGAUCAAGCGUCGUGAAAGUAUUGAAGUAUUCCGUCUACGACUGCGCGAGACGGUGAAUGAGGGCGACGAUAGCGAGAGUGUCGGCACGCGCGGUCUCUUGAGUCUGUCAGAACAGGAACAGGUUUCGAUCCCGUUGUCACGCGCCAAGGAAAGCGCUGGAUACGAACGGAAAGAGACAAUGAAGAAGAAGCAGCAGCAGCAGGGACUGGAGGAGAUUGCUCACGAGGUUGAAAGAACUGCCGCGAAACGUCCGAUUCGUGUGGAGGUUCCGAUUGACAAAGACAGCGACAAGGAGGAGGAGUUUGUUACUACGGAACAGAAGAUUCUAAUUGAUGCCAAGAGUGAAAACGAGGAAGAGGAGGACAUUGACGGACGUGAACAUAGUGAGAGACGCAAACCGUUUCUGCUGACAUCAUCGUCUUCGAGUGAUGGGAGUAGCACACGGACGAUGCGCUGUAGUCUCGAUGCCGCUGACUCUCCGUCUACUGCGAUAAAUGAUGGAGAUACUGCAGCUAUGGAAGUUUUAGAGCAAUUGAAUGAGCAUGAAAAAGUGUUGGAGACUAAUGAGCUCGUGACAACGGACAAAGGUAUAAACAUGGAAACAACAGCAGUACAGACAGCGUCAUGCUUACAUUCACCACCUACAAGUCAACCAAAAGACAACAGUCGCGAAUCGAGGCGUGUUGUACUCGUGACGCGUCCGAGCCAAAGGGAUAUUGAGAUGUGGACGGAGCGUGCUACGAGCACGAUGGUCAAGUCCAGAGGCAGCAGUGCUCGGCCAACGCCGACCAGUGCACAGAGUCGAAGGUGGGUGCUUGAGUACAAGCCCGUAGUCCGUCACUCUGGAUGGCUUAUUAAACGUGGUCAUGGUCUGCGUAAUUUCAAGCGUCGACUGUUUUGUAUUGUGGACAAUGAGCUUAUUUAUCACGACACACAUGAUGCGACAGAGGUGCGUGGUCGACUGGAUCUCACGCGCAAGAGCACAGUGCAGUGUAUGCUGCAUAGCGGUUUCAAGUUUGCACAAACAGGCUGCAGCAUGAUUUUGUAUGCCUUGGACAAUCACGACCGCGACGUGUGGAUUCGAAAAUUACAGGAGCAUAAUGUGCAGUUGCUGCCUGAGGGUGCCAAGACUGCUAGGCUUUUGAAGCAGAACAGCGAUAAUGCAGACAAAGACGGCCCAAUUUUAUUUUCCGGUUGGCUACGCAAGCGUGGUCGUAUGGUAAAAUCGACAAAGCGUCGUUGGUUCGAGUUAUCAAACAGUACGCUGUCGUAUUAUACUCAUCCGCAGGGCGGCUCCCGUAAGGGCUCUAUCGACAUCUCCCACGCCCGGAUCUCACGUGUAGACAACCUCAAGACGGGUCAAAAUUACAGCUUCCUGAUCUGCACCGUCAGUCGAAACCUGUUCCUGCAUGCUGACAGCCAAGAAGAACGAUCGAUGUGGCUAGCAGCCCUUGCUUCAGUAGGCGAUGGCUGCUCAAGUGUAACACAAGCUGGUGAAGUGUCUCCAAAAUCCAAUGCUAACGAUUUUUCUAUGCCCACGAGUGUGUCGGAGAUUGGCCGGAUGUGCAAAUGUGGCGCUUUGGAGGAAGGCGGUGCGGCUAUUGAUGGUGUUUGUCGCCGCUGUAUGUCUUCCUUCAUUUCAAACACUGAAGACGUGAUGUUGGAUGUGGCACGCGAAGUGCAGCUGUUGUUAGCAUCUCCAUACUCACCGGAAGGUUGCACAUCGGCUGCUUUCUUGAAAGAGCACACUGGUCGUCCAGUCAACAACGCAACGGUGCGGCAGUUCAUGACUGGUCUCUCCGACUACUUGAUUCAUACUCGCUUGAAACAGCUUCAGAUGCUCGCAGGUGUCGCGCAUUCUAAUAGCGAGUCGGAUAGCGGGUCCGAUGACGACAUAAGCAAAGGGAAGGCUAACACCGGUCACCCUCAAGAUGCUGCUGUGGUCAGUGAAAUCACGAACAACAUUCAGAUGAUCGUUUACGAACAGAUUGAGGAGCGUAUUUGUUUUCCACUCUAUCGUGUGAUCUUGGCGAAUGUGCAUGCACAAACACGAGAGGAUGCAAAGUUGCUGAAGGGAAAGAUUGAGAUACUGCGCAGCAAGUCGCAAGCAUUUUUUGGCAUUGGCCCCGCCAGCGUGUCAUCUUCUAAAUGGAUUUCAGCCUGCUCAAAGUUGCAAAAGGUCGACAAAGUGAGUCUUCCGUACAUGAAGCGUGCGCAGCUACUGGCUGCCUGCAAGGACAUCUACACCGUGUACCACACAGAACACCCUACGCAGCCACCAAUGAGUGCUGACGCCUUCAUCCCAGCCUUCAUCUACGUAUUGAUUCACUCACAUCUACGCGAUCCCGUAGCGCUCAAAGAGUUGAUUACGUUCUUCGAUUCGAGUAGUCAGCAUGGAGAAAUUGCGUACUUUGUGACAUGUCUGGAGAUCGCGCUUGAGUACAUCCGAUCGCUCUUGACAGCAUGUACUGUGGUUCUGUCCUCGAAUCGGAAGCUUGGUAUUGAGUUUUCUAAACACGUCGAGGCCGACGUGGUAAUUGUUCAUAGACUAGUCCCGGGUGAACAGGCCCAACAGAGCGGCGUAAUCAACGUCGGUGAUGUGCUGGUUGCUGUGAAUGGGCUGCCUGUGUACGAGAUGGAUUUAGAUGAAGUUGCAAAACUUUGGCGUGGCGUGGAUGGCGAGGCCGAGUUAUGCUUCCUGCCAAUGGACGAGUAUUUGAGGAAGUACGGCACGUCCUGA